This is a messenger RNA of Aspergillus viridinutans, 267 nucleotides long. RefSeq lists its product as uncharacterized. The coding region runs from base 1 to 267 and encodes 88 amino acids. Lineage: Eukaryota; Fungi; Ascomycota; Eurotiomycetes; Eurotiales; Aspergillaceae. The transcript has a single exon. The record is from RefSeq and is a predicted model, not a curated record. Gene Ontology annotation, molecular function: metalloendopeptidase activity.
AUGAAUGAUUGUGGUGGCGUCUAUAUCAACUCUGGUAUCCUAAACCAUGCCUUCUACCAGGCUUGCAAGAUGAUUGGAGGGUUUGCCUGGGAAACUGCUGGUCCUGUUUGGUACAAGGCUCUAGUAAGCAGUAAACUCAGUGAAGAUGCUACAUUCAAGGAAUUUACAGACCUUACUAUUCAAAAUGCUGGCAAGUAUGAAAAGGAGAUCAAGGAAGCUUGGAGCCUGGUUGGGUAUCUAUUUAUUGAGAAUGGGGAUGAGUUGUAA